AUGAUAAUAAUAAUUUUUAUAUUGCUUAUACUUUUGUAUCAUGUAUGGAAUAAGAAGAAAAAUUAUAUAAUAAACUUUUAUUAUAUUAAUUCAUUCAUAUGUUUUAAUAAAUCAAAAAAGUUAAGUGACGUAAAAAAAGAAAUUGGAGAACAUCAAAAUUAUUAUAGUGAUAACUACUAUCUGUAA
This is a messenger RNA of Plasmodium malariae, 186 nucleotides long. RefSeq names its product conserved Plasmodium protein, unknown function. The record is from RefSeq and is a predicted model, not a curated record. Lineage: Eukaryota; Apicomplexa; Aconoidasida; Haemosporida; Plasmodiidae. The transcript has a single exon. Bases 1 to 186 code for a protein of 61 amino acids.